UCAUUUACUACAGAUUCAACUACAAGAUUAUUAGAAUCGAUCACACAGCACAGUGCUAUACGUCAAACAUAUUUAGAGUAAAAAGUUUGGCAUCAGAAAACAGGAAAUAAAUAUUGCAGUCAUUCGAAACAGUUCAGUCGUUGAGAACAGAUAUAAAAUUCAACAAAAAUAAAAUAAUAAAAAAUAUAAAAAUGGAAAAGGAAAAUAAAUAUAAACCGAAUGCCGAAAAACCAACCAAACCAACCAUGAAGCGGUACUUCGGCAAGCCCCUCCAACAGCAUCAACUAAAAGAUGUACGUUUUGGGAGGAAUGAGUUGCAAUUUCAGGGGACCUUCCUGAGUUCUGUGAAUGUGCGAUAUACGGCCUCCAUAUACGUUGCUCAGAAUGUAGCCAACUAGAAGUAGACCCCUAGAUGAAUCGCGACUUUUUAGUUAUGUUUCUAUCAGAAAAGCUACCUUUAGAGGGUAUUUCGUUCGAAUUUAACAAAAAAAAAUUUAGUAAACUUUGACAUUUUACUCAAAGGCAUACUUGAUGGUUUCCAUUUCAAGUGGGUAGCAAUGAAGACGGUACAGUGAUCUGUGUAUGGCCCCAUCUGGGCCUGGAAGUCAGUCGAGCCAUUCGUCUCUGUGAGGACUGAAUGUAUUGAAGGGGGUAUCUGUGUACUCUCUUGGAACUCAGUAGAAUGUUUUUAAACGGACGAUAUUGCUAUUAAUUAAAAUGGAUGAGUGACCUAUGUGCUGUGGUGCCGGAGGAGUCGGUUGGUCGGAGUCUCUCAGAAGUACUGCUGCCAUGCCUGCCCGCUCCUUUCCUGCAAGUUCAAGGCUCUGGGGGCAUAAGAUAGCAUUUAGCGCAUCAUUUGGGGUGGAGUUCUACUGAUGCAUAGGCCGGCAAUUCGCUGAACUUUGCACAGUUUUUUGGUGGUCCUUUUCAAUUGCUCCGGUCACCACGCAGUAACUCCGUAGUGUAGUAUUGGCCUAACUAUUGCUAGAUGCAUCCAUUGGACUAUACUUGGGUUGGUGCCCCUUUUUACAAAAAUGGAUUUUGUACAUGUAUAGAGCGCUGUCGUGGCCUUCGUCACUUUAUUUUUGACGUUCAGGUUUAUGUUUAAUGUUUAGAGUUCAACUAUGGACAGUUAAACUGUGUAAAAAUAAGAAGGUAGAAAUCAUAAAAUUAAAUUAAAUAAUUAUUCAUUAAAGAAGAUUUUACUUUGGAAGCACAAGUAUCAAAGGAAAAAAAGAUAAACAAAUUUAUUGUAGUCGCGGCAAAGGCUACGACAAGAUUCAUGGUCAGAGUAGUUCGAAGGACAGGAAGACGCAGAGGAUAGUAAUGCCUAGUUGGGCGGGAUGGGACAGCAAUAUUGAUAAGGCUAAUGAGGGCCGAGGAUUCAACGUCGCCUAGGAGAAGUUUGUGGAGAAACAGAAUUCCAUGGAAACUCCUACGACUUUCAGGAGAGUGCAAGUUCAUGAGACGCAGCCGACUCUCAUAAGAAGGAAGAUGACGAGAGGGGUCCCAAUUAAGUCCGCGCAGGGCAAAGAUAAGGAAUUGUUUUUGAACGGACUCGAGCAUAUCUUGAUAUUUUUGGUAAUGGGGAGACCAGAUACAGGAACCAUAUUCCAAGAUAGGUGUAGAAUAGUUUAGUGGUUAGGGGUCAGAAAAUUCCUUCGACCAUCUUUUGAUAAAGACAAGGACUCCUUUGGCUUUAUUCGAAAUAGCGGAUAUAUGAGAACUACAACAUAAGUUAUGUACGAAAAUAAUGCCUAAGUCAUUAACUUUGUAUAGGCGUUCCAAGGAAAUUUUAUGAAUUGUGAAGUUAAAAAGGUAAGACUUGUUGCGAUGGAGGGUCAUGGCGUUAAAUUUGGAAAUGUUAAGAGGAAGAGCGCUAAUAAUGUACCAAUUUUUGAGAGCGUCGAGAUCUGAUUGAAGAAAUAACGAGGUUACCAGAUCGCUGUAGGAAAAACAUAGCUUGACAUCAUCAGCAUACAUUAGGACUCGUGAAUUAGUUAAAACUUGGGGAAGAUCAUUGAUAAGGAGGUUAAAUAUUUCCAAUUCAACUUUUUGCCAAUUACCAACCAUAAGUAAAUGCCACUGUUGCUGAAGGA
Molecule: messenger RNA, 2099 nt
Organism: Drosophila miranda
Lineage: Eukaryota; Metazoa; Arthropoda; Insecta; Diptera; Drosophilidae
Product: BTB/POZ domain-containing adapter for CUL3-mediated RhoA degradation protein 3-like
Exons: 3
Coding region: 192-398 (68 amino acids)
Biological process (GO): protein homooligomerization
Molecular function (GO): protein binding
Source: RefSeq, a predicted model, not a curated record